Messenger RNA from Cinara cedri, 7587 nucleotides. NCBI's taxonomy places the organism in Eukaryota, Metazoa, Arthropoda, Insecta, Hemiptera, Aphididae. The record is from the annotation of a GenBank genome assembly.
AUGAAUAAUAAAGAUUAUACAAAUUUAUUUGGCACAAUAGAAACCAAACGUGUAUUAAAAGCUGAUUAUCCUACUGAAAGUUCAUCAAUAGGAAUGCCAAUACCAAUACGGAAGCAUGGAGAUCUUAAUUCAUUACAAGAUUAUAGUUUUGAAUUGUUUGACACAAAUAAUGAUCUUAUUCAAGAUCCUAUGGUAGUCAACAAUGCUGAUCAAAACUUUUUUACUAAUGAUACCGGAUGGAUCGGAAGAUCUGAUGAUAUGUCUUACAUAAAAAUGGAUGAAGAUAUUUUUCAGGUAAGAAAAUCAAGUUCCUAUUACUUUUUAAAUAUAAGUAUUCCUAUAGAUUAUUUUUUGUUUAAAUUAUUCUUUGAAAUCUUUAUGAUUUAACUUCAAAAUAAAAAUAGUUAUCUGCACAAUUUAAACUUGUAGAUAGAUAUAAUCCACAUACAUAAAGUUUUUUAUAUCAGUAAAAUAACUUAUUAAAAGUUGUUUAGGGCAUGAUCUUCUUACUCAAUUUUCUAUAUUGUAUAAAUAAUACAAAUUUAAAAACAAUCAUUGAAAAAAACAUAAAACAAAAUAGGUGCCUAUUUAUUUUUAAUGGCUUGAACAUUUAAAUGAAAUAUUGUAUAAUAAAUAGGUAUCUAGGUCAUUUAUUAUAAUAUUAUUUAUAGGUACAAAAAGGCAGAUCACAUAAGACAAGAAUACCAAUACAUAUCAAAAUAGUUGGUAGGAACCUAAUAAAUGUUUAAUAAUGUUAGUAAAAACAAAAUUGAGCUCUUCUACAAAAUAGCAUCUUGAUAAGAUUAUUUGACAUUUCACAUUAUUAAGAUAUUCUAUUAUGUAGAAAUUAAUGUUAAUUUUGUUUAUGAUCUAUUGAUUUCAAAAACUAAAAAUAACUAUACCAAUUGGCACCAAAUUUUACUCUUAUGUUCCUCAAAAUUCUGGGUUUAUAGCUUCCUGCUUCAUUUUUUAAUCCAUAAAGAUUGCUUUAAGGUGAAUUACACAUGAAUUUCAUUUCAGCUCACAAAAAUUGAAUACUUUUAUUGUUUAUGUGUAGAAUUAUUAAUAGAGGAUAAUAAAAUAGUAAUAAUAUGAUUUAAGCUAUUCUGUAUAAAAUGUGGAAUUGAAUUUUUCUUGGUAAUGGUAAAUCUCAGAAACCACAAGACCAUUUAAUACUGUGCACUGACAAAACUAAGGGGAAUAGCUACUCAUGCCUCACGGACAAAGAAAUGCAUUUUAAAUUCUAAGUGUAGCAAAGAAGUUUAUGAUUUUGCAAAGAUGUUUAUUUUUAUUUUUUAUUUUUUUUUUUAUCUGUGAACAACUUUUCUACCAGAAAACUUGCUCCAAUUUUUAAUAGUAAUACCUUUUUUGAAAGGAAAUUGGUGUGGAGAGGUACUUUAGGAAGUAAUUUUUAAAUUUUCACAGGAGUUUUCUUAUUAAAUGUGAAAAACCGAUUAAAAAAAUGAAACAUUUACAAAAUAUAUUAGUAAAAUACUACAAUUUUUUUUUUCUGUGAACAACUUUUUAAAUAUUUAUGGGUUAAUUAAUGAUGAGGAUGGGACUGAAAACAAGGACUCUUGGCAGAACUUGUUUUUAUUUUUUAAUUUUGUUAUCAUUUGAUACUAUGGUCAAAGUCGUGUGAGACUAGUGCUAGUUAGCCAAAAAGAAAAUGUAUGAUUAUAAAUUAAUUUAUUCCCUCCAAACUAAAUUUAUUUUUAUUGAUCCAAUUGGUGUGGUAGUUUGAUGGGGUUAAUAAAUGUAGUUAGUUUUUAAAUAUCAACAUACAUGUAGUAUAAUAGUUACUAAAUUUUUAACUAUUAUUGAUUACAAUUUUGCAUUAAAAAAAAAAAAACUAUCGCUUAUAAUUUAAAAUGUUCACUACUUUUUAAAUAGGUAUUUUUAUUAUUUAUUAUUAUUAACUAGCUUUAACUAGCUAUUUUAAUAAUCCUUCUUACUUUUAAUUAUAUUUUGUUAAAUUCUAUUUACAGGGAAAUUUUUUUUUAAUUAUGUGAUUUUCAUCUGAAAAAAAUUGUCGCGAUGUCGACUAGUUGAAUUGCAUCCCCAAAAUAUUUACCGAGUAGGUAAAUUUCGUCCCCAAUGUUUUUAUUUUUAUUAGGUAAAUUGCGUCUCCAAUAUUCUUACUGAAUAGAUAAACAACGUCCUUAAUAGGACAUUUUUCUUUUUAAAUCAAUAUUUUAGGGGAAUCUGUGCUAACAUUACUGCCUCACUACUGCCAGGCCCUUAUUUAGACUUAUCUCAGCAUGUUAUAAAAUACAAAUUAAAUCUUUUCAAAAUAAAUAAUUAUUUAGUAACAAUUUCAUUUAAAAUUAAAUAAUAUCUUUUUCACCAGCCACCCAAAUUUUUAAAGUAAAUCUGAUACAUACGUGAAAUUAAGAAGUUGUGGCUAAAAAACUCGAAUAUAAAAAAAAUCACUCUACAAGAAUAAAUUACAUAAUAUGAUAAUAAACUACUGUGGUUUGAAUAUCUUAAAGUUAUUCCAAUUAAAUUUAUCCAUCGAAUAAAUUAGUUAAUAAUAUGGUUUUAUAUGUAUAUAUAAUAUAUAUGCCAUAAUAUAAUAGGUAUAAAUAACAAAUUCUGAUGAAUGAAUAAAUAUUUGAACAUUAUUAAUAAUAAAUAAUAAAUGUUUGGUAGACUAUAUUGCCAACCUCCCUGCACUGUCUUCUAAGAAACGUUAAUAGACUAAAUAGCAACUAAGAAACAAUCUACCUACUUUAUACAAAUAUUAGGGACGUAAUUUAACUACCCGGUACAAUAUAAGGAACACAUUUCUCCUAACGAGUCACAUCAAAAGUUAUUAUUGAUUCAAUAAAUCCAUAUAGAUAUCAAUCAACUAUUGAUGUGUUUUGAUGAUAUUAUAAGACUAUUACCUAAUUAGUAGGUAUUUUAUAAUUUAUGAUUUUUAAAUAAAUUGUAUCUAAUACAAUUAUUGAAACACAAGUUAUAUACAUAUUCAUAUUAUUAUUCGGCUAUAUGUUUUACAGAGGAAAAAAGUUACAUAAGAAGGAUAACAUUUAUGUAAACUUGUAAAAUUGACUACCUAUACAAUAUUCCCAAGUUGAACUUUUUGGGAGGGAUUAUCAAAAAAUGUUGUAUAAAUUUAAAAUAUACUUACAUAAUAAAUGAAGUCCAUAUAUGAUACAGUAGGACUUCUUAUCCGAUACCUUACAAUGAAGUUAAAUCAUAUAUGAAAACUAUCAAAUGGCUAUCUGGGAUAUUUAGUAAAAUGUGUUGUUAUUUACAACAACCUCUACCCAACUCAAACUAUAUUUAGUAGAAGUAGGUAAAUAUUAACAUUUUUUUUUUAAAGUAAAGACAAUUUUAAAUUAAAUUAGUAAAAUUAUCUAAAAUAGAAUAUUAAAAAAAGAUAAAAAUUGAUUACUAUUUUAUGAUCACAAGCUUCAUAAUAUAUUCAUCCAUUUUCUCAAGAAUUAACUGACUAAUUUAAUUUAAGAUUGAUGAUAUUAAACAAUAAGCUGAAAUGAUACACAAAAAGAUAUUAGUUGAUAUUGUAUACAUUCCUUUAUGAAACUGACACAAAUUGUGAGAUAAUAUCCUGGAUAAAUAGGUAUUCAGAAUAUUUAAUCAUAUUAUAGAUACACAAUUUUUUCAUAGAAUGUCACAAAAAUUAAUAUUUUGGUACAUAACUAUUAGUUAAAUAUUCAAUAGUUUAAUUUUAUUGACUAGAAGUACUUGUUCAAUAAUUAAUAGGGCUAGGAUUUAUAUACACCAAACCAUAAAACUUAGUAAGAACAUAUUAAAAAAAAAGUAGAAACUGGUUUAUUUACUUGUAUCAUUAAUUUAAAUAUUAACAACUAUUCUUUUUGAAUUGUAUGAAACAAAUUUUGAUAUUCUUAUCUUUAUAUAUGUAUGUUAUUUAUGUAACCAUGCAUCUGUUGGCAAGCCAAGUAAGCGAGUAGUAGAACUCCUUAGUACUUAAUAAAUAGAUUUUUUUAAAUAUAAAUUAAUCCACAAGGCAUUUUAAGAGUUUCCCAAGUACAAUUUGAAAAUUACUAAUGUGGAUAACUAUAAUGUUUUUUUUAUUUCAACAUGUUUGGCUAAUUUGUCAUUAUUGAUGACACGUCAAAUACACGCAUGUUAGAAAUGUUAUUUUAAUAUAUCAUUGAAAUUAUUAUUUCAUGUUAUAAAAUCAGAAGUACAUUUAUUUAUAAUUGUAUGAAAUAUCUGUUUUUUGUGUUUAAAUGAAUAUUUUCUAUAUUAACAAGACACAUUUAUCUGCAAUCAACCAAAAAUAAUCAAGAUGUAAAUGUGUACAAAUCCGAGCCCUAGUGAUUAUUAUUUAACAAUUAACUUCAAUUAAGAUGUACUGAGUCUUUAUGUUUAUUAUUUGAUUAUAUAAAAGUGUUUGUGGUUAAGGAAAUUUAUGAGUCCUUGAUUUUCUAAUGCAGGUGGAUCAAUCAGAUUUACUUCAUGGGCCAACAUUAGCUGAAUUAAAUGACAAUGGGGGUGGAUCUUUAUUAGAAGACCUCAAUUUUGAUGAUUUACUACUGCCACCUGAUUCAAUCAAAUCUGAAAUAUCUGAUACAGUUCCGUUAAUGAAUUCAUACAUUGUAGAUCACGUUGUGAAUACUAGUCCUAUUAAUCGACCAAGUUCUUCAAAAUCUGGUUUUCAACUUUCGCCAAAUAGUUGCAGUUCACGUUCAUCACUUUCUCCUGGACCAACAAAUUCAAUAACUCUACAAGAGCUCUUGAGAAAAGAAGCAAAACCACAAAAGUGUUUGUCACCCCCUAAUUUUGGAACAAGUGUACCUGGAUCAGGUUUUCUGUUAUCUAACAGAUCAAGAGGAAGUCUUUCAUCAUCUGCUCCUACUCAUCUAGGACUUGAACAAAUAUGGCAGCGUAGAGAACCUAGACAACAUUUACUGUCUACUGGAUCAUUAGUGGAAGCAGGUUCAACAUCUUCACUCUCUACGGGUGUGUAAUAUAUAAAUAUUCAUAUAAAAUCUGUUUAUCUUAAUAUUUUAUGUGAAUAUUUUAGGAGGUGUUUUGAGUCCAGAAGCAUAUGAUUUUUCUUUAGAUGAAGCUAUAGAUGAUUCUGAUGAUGAUACAGAACAAGAAGAAGAUUAUUCAUCCGAUAAUGGUUAAAUUAAAUAGUACUUAAAUAAUAUUAAACUUGAAAUUAUAUACUAUGGUUUUUUUUUUUGUAGAUUCAGGUGGUGAAAGUGACUGUGGAGGGACAUCUGCCAAAUCAUCUUCACACAAAGACAGAUUUUUUUGGCAGUAUAAUGUUCAAUCAAAAGGUCCUAAAGGUCAACGGUUAGUGUUAAAAAGUAAACUUGAGGAUCCACAUUGUUUAAAUGAAGUUACUGAUCCUGUAUUUAGUCCAAACUGCUCAAUACAAGGCAUUAAGCAUAGGUAAGCUUAUAUAAAUAAUUGUAGUUUAUUAUAUUCAAUUUUAUAUUAUUAAAAUAUAAUAGUGGUAAAGCAAGAAAAGGAGAUGGUAAUGAUUUAACACCUAAUCCUAAAAAAUUACAAUCCAUUGGUAGAGAACUAGAUAAAUUGAAUAGAAGUAUAAAUGAAAUGACACCAGUUAGCGAGUUGCCAUUUAAUGUCAGACCAAAUACACGCAAAGAAAAGAACAAAUUGGCUUCCAGGUAUGGUUAUAUUUUGAUUUAUUAUUAAGAGUAAAAUCCUUAACCUUAAUAUUCAUAAGAUAAUAUGUCAGAUAUUUUAAUGAAAAUUCAGAUUCUAUUACAUGAUAAAACUGAUCAUGAUUUAAGAAUGAAGAUACUUUAACAAAUUAAUUCUGUUUAAACAUGAAUAAAUAAAACUAACACCUAUAAUAUUAACUAUGGUUUUUUUAGAAUGCUAAUUAUGUUGUGUGGGUUAGUACUAUUUCACUAUGAUUGUAAACAAUUAUUUUUAAAAACUAAGCCGGAAAGUAUAGACUUGCUAGCCAAACACUUGUGCCAUGUUCAUUAUCUUCUCAUAUGCACUUGCCAGUAGCUCAUAUAUCAUAGAGCAAACCAAAAUUACACCAAACAAAUGGCUGCCUCCUACCAUGACAAACUUUUUGAAAUUCCAUUCACACUUAUACUAAAUUUAGUUUGUGCUUGUCAAAAAACUAUCUUAGGUGGAUCUACGUGAACAGCUAGUUCAUCAUCAAACACCCUUAUUCUAAAUAUUUCUUGUGAAGAGGUCCACCUCACAAAUUUAUACUCGGCUUUUGGCUUGUGUGUGUGUGUGUAUAUAAUGGGAUUUUUGAUCCAUUCAUUUCAGUUUUUUUUUUUUUAAUCAUUAGUAACAAUAAUGUAACAUUUUUCUAAAUUACAUUUGUAGUAUUUAUAAGCGGUUUUUUUUUAAAAAUUUUAAUCUUUGUAUACUUACUUAAAGAGUUCUAAAUGAGUGAUUAAAAUUAUUGAAUAUAAAUUCUGAGAAUGACUCAAGUAAUUUUGUAUAAUUUUCAAUAUAGGCAAAUUAAAUUUUGAAAAUACAUUAUCUUAUUUUAACCAAAAAAAGUAAAGGGAAAAUAAAUACAUAACAUGAAAAAAAUUCUUAAAAUUAAAAAAAAAAUAAUAAUAAAAACUUAAAAACUUUAUCCCUGGAAUCAACGAUAUAUACUAAUAUAAUAUAUGUAUUGAAGAAUAAUAUUUUAUUUUUUUAGAGCAUGUCGAUUGAAGAAGAAAGCUCAGCAUGAAGCGAACAAAAUAAAACUUUUUGGCUUAGAAACAGAACACAGUAAUUUUUUCCUAUUUGUUGAAUUUAUUAUUUUAAAAAGUAAUUUAAGAAAAUUAAAACAAUGUAAUACUUAAAUAAUGUAUUUCACAGGGCGUUUAAUAAAUGCUAUAGCUCAAGUUAAACAAAUGUUAGUGACUCGAACAACAAGUGAUUCAUUUCCAAAUGAAACCCAAGAGCUGACAAAAGCUAGUGAGAAAAUUGCAAAAAAUGCUACAAGUAAGUAUUUAUUUUUCUUCUUAGAAAAAAUAUAGACAGGUUGAUUCACUAAGUGUGCUCAUUUCAUUUUUAUUUUUUUUGUCAAUUUUGCAUUCAAAUUCUAAUUCCUGAAAUUUAUAUGUGUUGUUAAAGAAAAUAUUUUCAAAUACUUAGAUUUUUCACAAAAUUUAAGGAGUAUCCUGUGGUGAUACUAACUUUGCUUUUUAAAUGAGAACUUAUUUAAUAUAUUUACAUUAAAAUUAAAAUUAAACCUACAAAAAUAAAAACAUGAAUAUUUUAAGUGCAUUUUAAAAUAAUAUAAAUUAACAUUUUUUAACGCUAUAACUAAUAAGUAAUUUAAAUUAUUUUUAAAAUGUAUCGAAAAAUGAAAAUUAAAUGGAUAGUGUAAGCUACUUAAAUAACUAAAUACUUUUCUGAGAAUAACUACUAUUAAUGGAUAAUUAGUAAUUGUAUUAUUUUAUACAUAUAAUGUAAUUAAAAAAAAAAAUUAAUAGAUUUAAUAAUACUUUAUAUGUUUGUAAUUUUGUAUUAAAUUUUAAUUUUACCUUGUUUUGUUCAGGACUUAAAGUUGCCGGACAAACUACAGAGUUUGUGAAUAAAGUUUUGGAGAAAUCCAAAUUAGGUGCACGGCGAGGUGGCCUGGAUGAACUAUAG